AUGGUUUUUGUUGGCAAGGAGGAGUAUUGUGAGUAUGCCAUCCUUGCUGUGGACCCCAACUGGGACCCACUUGUCAUGCACUACUUCCAGGCCACCCAGGGCUCACUGUCACCAACUGAGAUCUGUGCCAUCAUCAACGCCUCCUGCACUGGACCCAACCAAGCCUACACCAACUACCAGCACUGCAUCUCCUACCUGACCGCCAUGCAGGCCUGCCCUGACACCUGCCCCUCUGGCUACCUCACCAACCACACCAGCUGCUACACCUUCCACACCCAGGCUGCCACCAUCCUGCCCAACAUCCACUGCAUGCACAUCAUGCCUGGCCCUGACACCCCCAAGUGCUGCAAUUUCUGCAUCAAAACCAGACCCUGCAGCUCCUGCCACCCCAACACCAUCUGCACCUUUGCCACACCCUUUGGACAGACCCUUCCUGAAUAUGCCUGCCAAUGCAAGGAGGGCUACACCAGCAACAGCACCAUAUCAUACCAGCCCAAUACCUGCCUGCCAGCCCCCAUCACCACCAACACCACCACACUGAUCGACCCCAAGUACCAGUGUCCCUCCCCACAGCCAAUUACAAGGAUGGCCUCUGUGCCAAUGCCUACCCUCUUGUGGCUUCACCUGGAACACCACCACUGCCACCAUUGA
Messenger RNA from Acanthamoeba castellanii str. Neff, 651 nucleotides. RefSeq names its product EGF family domain containing protein, putative. The transcript is spliced from 2 exons. The record is from RefSeq and is a predicted model, not a curated record. The coding region runs from base 1 to 651 and encodes 216 amino acids. NCBI's taxonomy places the organism in Eukaryota, Discosea, Longamoebia, Acanthamoebidae.